GGAGGAGUUUUGUCAACAACAAGGAAGCGGCUGGUCGGCUGUGGAUGUUUAUGCACUAAAGAGGCCAAAUGGGCUCGGAAACGGCUUUCCAAAUGUUAAGAAAAUGCUAAUAACGUUGUGCUACGUCUACCUCUGGGUGCGCUUUCAGAAGUGCUAUACGGUGGUUAUUCGUAACACUUUGCGCAGAUUGUGCGGGAGCAAAAGCACUAGCAUUAGCAACAGUUUCACAUUCUGUGCCUUGAAUCCACCAGGAAAGUCGUCUGAUCUGAAAGGACAACCGAUCCUCCAACAUAGUUUCAAUAAGCAACUAAAUCAACCUCUGCCCGAAGAUACAGUUUUUCUGAAGUUGGGUGACAAGGCUAUUUACAUAACCGAGCCUCAGGCAUGCGAUGACCUCAGCAAGUGGACUGUGUUGUUGGGGUCCUCUCUGGUUUGUGGGCCGCGGAUAGAGAACAUUUCUUUCAUCAUAGAGGCUACCUCUGGACAGAGAGUGAGCAGGCAGUCUCCUCUCAAGCUGAAAAAGAAAGUAUUAAAGUGGUCCGACUACUGUCUCCCUCUGGCCUGUAGUCCUGGCCAGCCAUUCAGGGCGGUGGCUCAGGCCAGCGUUGACAACUUCAGCCGCUUGGGGGUGGCCUUUAUGGAAGACCGUCUUCAGCUGGACAAUGGACUUGUGCCUUCUAAAAUAGUUUCUGUCCUUCUCCGAGAAUCCGCACUCAAACAACUUCUAGAAAAGCGACAACCAGCAAGUGAGAAGCAUUCCAUUUCCCUAAACAACUCCCAGACAGAAAUCAUCCUCUCUCAACCCUCACCCUGCGGCUGCGACAAAGAGAAAGAAGACACCCAGCAAACACAAAGGAAAGGGAGCCUGCUCCUACCCCCAGAGAUCCGGAGGUGCUUGAGUGAAAGACGAGGCUCCGAGCCCCUGAGAGGAACCCAGGACCUAGGCUCUGACAGCGGCCGCGAGGACAACCACUCCCUGGGAAACAACCACCACAUGGAGACCCACGGCCACCACCUCCACUUGUCCAGUUGCCACGAGUGCCUGGAGCUGGAGAACAGCACCAUCCAGUCGGUCAAGUAUGCCUCGGCUGAGAACAUCCCUGACCUGCCCGAUGACUAUGCCAGCGAUCUGGACAGUGGGGAUGAGACCCUGGAAGAGCUGGAGGAUGAAACCAAGACAAGUCAGUCGAAGAGAGCCAACGCUAGCGGCAAGCCUCCCAACGUCCUAGUCUACACUGGCGGCUGCGAGGCGCGCUUUGGGAAGGUCUGCUCUCUGUUAGCAGAGUGCAUUGACACGGACAACUACGUGGUUUAUCCCCUCCGGCCCCAGCAGGCCCUGAGCGAGCCCUGGCUGGAGAGCACCACCCUGCUCGUCCUAGCUGAGGAAGAGCCGCUGACUCCCCAGCUCCAGGCCCGCUUCUUGGCCUACCUGGGGCAGGGGGGCCGGGUCUUGGGCCUCUCCUCCUCCUUGUGCCCGGCCGGGCUGGUGCUUGUGUCCAAGGCGGACAGGAGAGGGCAGAUAUGCAGACUCAGCUUCACGAGGGAGGACACCUCGGAGCUGGAGCUCAGCACGCUGGUUAGCGGGAGUGCGUUUGUUCGGGAUCCCCAGGGUGGCGGGCAGGUGGAGCUUUGGGGGGAACUGACAGGACACGGUGGGGACAAGGACAUGGUCAUUGUAAAGAUGACUCACGAGGGGGAUGGAGGAGAGGCUGUCCUUUGCCAGGUCCAUCUGGAGACGGCCCCCGACUCGCAGGAAGUGACAUCACAAGGAUUUAACGAACUGAAGAUGAGCAAUGCGCGGCGAUACGAAGUCCUGACAGAGAUCCUCACCUCGCUGGGCUUGAGCUGUGAGCUGACCCCCAUCCCACCCCCCAGCCCCAUCUACAUCCUGUCCACCUCUGAGGAACGCAGGGCCAGUUUCCUGAAGUGGCUCCACACCCAGGUGGACAAGGAGGGGAAGCUGAAGUCUUCCAAGGCCUCCCUAAAAGUGGUGUCCAGCAUAGAGAUCCAGUGUGGGAGCCAGGUCCCUGAGGGGACCCUGGCCCUGGUCACGGACUCCCCUCAAGAGCUGAACCCAGAGCAGUUCAGCCUGCAGACCUACAUCCAGCACCUGGGGACCACCAAGCUGGGACACACCCUGCUGUACGCCGAGGUUACCCCCACUACCAUGGACCUGCUGGAAGGGUUGACGCUCCACUUGCCUGAGGAAAUGGGGUUAAUCGCCGUAGCUGCUCGCCAAACCCAGGGCAGAGGACGAGGAGGGAACGCGUGGCUCAGUCCGCCAGGCUGUGCCAUGUUCACCCUGCAUGUCCAGGUGGCGCUGAGCUCCAGGCUGGGCCAGAGAAUACCCUUCCUACAGCAUCUGGCCUCGCUGGCGGUGGUGGAGGCCAUUCGCACGCUGCCUGGUUAUGAGGACAUCGAUUUGAAGGUGAAGUGGCCCAACGAUAUCUAUUACGGUAACCUAAUGAAGCUAGGCGGUGUGCUGGUGACAUCAUCAGUCAUGGGACCAUCUUUCCAUCUUCUCAUUGGAUGUGGCAUCAAUGUCAGCAACAGCAACCCCACCAUCUGCAUCAACGACCUGGUGAGCAGGCACAACCACGAGCGUGGCUGCAGCCUGCAGGCCCUCAGCCCUGCUCAGGUCAUAGGCUGCACCCUGACCUCCCUGGAGGGGCUCAUCGCUGCCUUCCAGCAGGGAGGGCCCCAGGCGGUGCUGCCUAUCUAUUACAAGAGAUGGAUACACAGUGGGACCCAGGUGCGCCUGUGGAGUGAGGACGGUCCCGAGGCUGAGGUGGUGGGGCUGGACGACAACGGCUUCCUGCAGGUGCGCUCCAGGGAGCAGGGUGUGGUCUCUGUGCAGCCCGAUGGCAACUCUUUUGACAUGCUGAGGAACCUGGUGGUCACCAAGCGACGCUAAUCUGCCUUCUGACCAAGCCCUCCCCUGAGAACGCUGCAGGGCAUUUUAGACUGGCGUUGCAGAGGACAGCUAUAUUGACUCUACGAUAUGGGGCUGGACUGGAGUGUGAGAUGCUGCCGACCAUGAUAUUAACAAGAAUAGAGUGAAAUAUUGAGUAGGUGUUAUUUAAGAGUUAACUAAUCUGCUUGCGAAAGUAUUUUUUGUUGAAAUCUACCUUUUCUUUCUUCACUUUUUGUGAUUAAAUUGAGACAAUAUAUGACCUGUUUAUUUUUAGUUUGAAUAUGAGAAUUGGAUUUCUUGAGUACAUUUAUAUUAAUUUAUAAUUGACAGCUACAUUACACCAUAUAUAACCAUGUUGAAGAAUUUUAAGCAAGUUAUUCACAUUUGAAAUGUAUGUAAGACCAUAAUUUUUCCAUUUCACUUAAGGUUUGUAUGCCAAAUGGACAGAGCUGCAUGUAUUCUUUUGUUAUAGAAUAGAAUCUGUCAUACAAAGUAUCUUCAGUUGUACAGAACAUUGGAAUGCCCUCUCGCUUAAGUGCUAGCUAAUAGUAUUUUUUCAGAAGUGUUGAGAUUAGGGCUAUUAACGUGUAAAAACAUGUCUUUAACUUGUUGCUUGGAAGUGUACCAAACCUAAUUCGAGUAAAAACAUUGUAACGGCUAUUGACACGCGAGGUCGCAUUUUGAUUAAAAUGCAUUGAAUAAAUGCAAGCCAUUAUCCUGGAGAGACUGGUUGGAGUAUGUAUAUCUCUGUGAUGACUGACGACUGGUACAAACCAAGACUUUUGCACUUUCGUACCGUAAAUUAUCCAAGGUUACCAUAGUGAGAUUAUUUUGUUAAGCCUUAACUUUUCUUUUUGGUCUGUGUAAAAUGAAAACAAUAGUUUUUUUUCUUUAAACAAGUCUGUGGAUUUGGUGUACUGAGUCUUUUGGCUUAUUUGUAGUUUAAAUACUAUAUUAUCAAUGUUAACAGAGGGUCAAUAUUUGUAAAAGAAAAAAGAAAAGUGAUUUGUAUAUUUGAUAAGACAAUUGAUAUUACACAACUAUAUCCUUAAAUGUGAUAAAUGAGUAUUACAGUUUAUAAUAUUAAAGCUGUUUGGUGAUCUUUUAAAUAUUAUUAACUCGUCAUUCCGAUAAGAUCUAAUAAAACAUACAAAAGUG
Molecule: messenger RNA, 4072 nt
Organism: Hypomesus transpacificus
Lineage: Eukaryota; Metazoa; Chordata; Actinopteri; Osmeriformes; Osmeridae
Gene: hlcs
Product: holocarboxylase synthetase (biotin-(proprionyl-CoA-carboxylase (ATP-hydrolysing)) ligase)
Exons: 11
Coding region: 104-2914 (936 amino acids)
Biological process (GO): protein modification process
Cellular component (GO): cytoplasm
Molecular function (GO): biotin--[biotin carboxyl-carrier protein] ligase activity
Source: RefSeq, a predicted model, not a curated record